This is a messenger RNA of Dissoconium aciculare CBS 342.82, 1241 nucleotides long. RefSeq lists its product as uncharacterized. Bases 493 to 1116 code for a protein of 207 amino acids. Lineage: Eukaryota; Fungi; Ascomycota; Dothideomycetes; Mycosphaerellales; Dissoconiaceae. The transcript has a single exon. The record is from RefSeq and is a predicted model, not a curated record. Gene Ontology annotation, biological process: proton transmembrane transport; proton motive force-driven ATP synthesis. Gene Ontology annotation, molecular function: proton transmembrane transporter activity.
CACUUGGAUGGGUGUCGCCCCGAGGUCAGUGCGUGUGUGCGCCCGUCCCCCGUUCCCGCCCGCUCCUCUCUCGCUCUCUCGCUCCCAUUCCCUUUUCCUGUGCAAGUUUCUUACCCCGUGACAUUGAACAAGCUCUCCUUCUCCAGCUCAGCUUCAAUCUUCAUCAACUCCACUCCAUCAACUUCUUGUCCGAAGCUCAUCUUUUCCAUCCUUCAUCAACUCACAUUCCAUCGCAAUGGCUUCCUCUCUCCGCAUGGCUGCCCCCAAGAUGGCCUCGAUGGCCGCCCAGAGCUCCGUCAAGGUCGCUCGCCCGAUGAUGAAGGUCCAGCAGCUGCAAAAGUUCUCCCGUGCCUACUCCGGUAAGCUUGCCAUUGGAGCUUCAUCACCCUGACGGUCCUCGAACCGCGAGAAGGCCAUCAGCGAAUCGAUCAAUGCUGACCUGUCAUCUUCGGUAUUUCAGCUGCCACCCGCCAGACCACCGCCUUCAACACCAUGAAGCGCACCUCCACCAUCAUGAACUCAGCCCGCUUCGGUGCUCAGGCUACCCGUGCCUACUCCUCGGAGAUGGCCAACGCCCUCGUCCAGGUCUCCCAGAACAUUGGUAUGGGUAACGCUGCCAUCGGUCUCGGUGGUGCUGGUAUCGGUAUCGGUCUCGUUUUCGCCGCUCUCCUCGGCGCCGUUGCCCGCAACCCAUCUCUCCGUGGCCAGCUCUUCUCCUACGCCAUUUUGGGUUUCGCUUUCGUCGAAGCCAUUGGUGUAAGUUGUUACCAGAAUGAGAUGGACACCAUAGGAAUCCACGAAUUGAUGAUGACUGACACAAUGCCAACUAUAGCUUUUCGACCUGAUGGUUGCCAUGAUGUGCAAGUACGUCUAAGCGAAGGUUCAGGAUAUCGCAUUGCAGCCGGCCAGCGUUGUAUCAGUAUAGAACGGACACGAGUCGUUGAGGAGGUUUCAAGAUGCUCAUUGGCGUCAACAUUAUCGCCGCUGGUCGAACCAAUCAGUGUCGGUGUGCCAUUGUACAUACUUAAUCGAAGCUUUGCUUCGACCUCACACGAGGGUGAAAAUUUUUCCUUUGUCGAGCAACUCCUUCUUCCCACUAAUACUCAGUGCGCGUGAAACAUUUCCAUCAGCCAACUACCGCGCGCAUGACAGUUUUGCAACGCCGAACUCAAACAAACCGAACGCAGCGAGUUACACCGCCAUGUACGGGACUCACGAUCGACGACUGACACCCGAGAAUC